Messenger RNA from Rhinichthys klamathensis goyatoka, 1391 nucleotides. RefSeq names its product growth differentiation factor 9 (gene gdf9). NCBI's taxonomy places the organism in Eukaryota, Metazoa, Chordata, Actinopteri, Cypriniformes, Leuciscidae. Gene Ontology annotation, molecular function: cytokine activity; growth factor activity. Gene Ontology annotation, biological process: SMAD protein signal transduction; BMP signaling pathway. The record is from RefSeq and is a predicted model, not a curated record. The transcript has 2 exons. Gene Ontology annotation, cellular component: extracellular region. Bases 111 to 1391 code for a protein of 426 amino acids.
UGCGCACACCUGUCUGCCAGGGAAGGGCGACGGAAGUGGCAAGUGAGGUUUGGCCGAAGACUCUGAAGUCUUCUCCGGGACUGUUCUUAAAUAAACGCACUUUAUUUAUUAUGGCGACGCCGCUUUUUAAAUAUGGUACGCGUUGUUCCCUAUCCAGAUACUUUAUUGUUCUCGCGGUUAUCGGCCUGUCAUUUACAUCGUGCUACAACUUUGAAAACGAGUCUGUUGAACCCGACGUCUCCCUUCACCAUGGUAAUAUCCUGAGCCCUUUGCUGAAGGCUUUGUCAGAGCAGAACCCUUGGGGAGAAUUCACACCACGAGCCAAGCCUGACUCCAGAUUUGUACGUUACAUGAAGAGACUGUAUAAACUAUCAUCCAAACCCGACAAGAGUCCCGAGGCCUCUCACCUGUACAACACUGCGCGUCUGAUCACACCCCGAGAGGAGUGUCUCGAGCAAAACCGAGAAUUCUUCAUGCAGGAUAUUUCCUACAGUCUGAAUCGAGUGAGGACUCAGGAGCAGUUGCUGAAGUCAGUGCUGCUGUACUCUUUCGACCACAACCACAUCACCCCGUUCACGUCGCUCUGUUAUCUGGAUGUAAAGGAGCAGAAACCCUCGAGGGAUCAGAUGUGUUCUCACCAUCUCAGCACCCAGCAGUCAGUCCCGCUACUCAGCUUCCGCGUCCACACCGAGAGAAGAGUCCGUCGCCGCUGGGUGGAGGUUGACGUGACCUCCUUCCUCCAUCCUCUCAUUCAGGCCCAUAAGAAGGACAUCCAUCUCCUGAUCAACUUGACCUGCGUUGAAGAUAUGGUCCCCAGACCUGGAGGCCAGAUUCAUAAGAGUCCGGUUGAGCUAACUCACAGGUCCCCGUCCCUUCUUUUGUACCUAAAUGACACCAGUGAGGUCGCAUACCAGAGAAGAGCCACGCAAGGUAGGAUGGUCGAUCUGACAUCCAACAACUGGGAUGGAAAGUCCACAAUGUGGGAGUCAGCCUCGCGAAAGCGACGAGGAACCCUAAAGAGCACCAAUUUGCCGGAAACCAUGCCCAAACUCAUCCCCAUGUAUGACUUUCCAACAGAUGACUGUGAUCUGUAUGAUUUCAGAGUGAGCUUCAAUCAGCUCAAACUGGACCACUGGAUCAUAGCGCCUCACAAGUACAAUCCGAGGUACUGUAAGGGAUUUUGUCCAAGGGCCGUGGGAUAUAUCUAUGGGUCACCAGUGCACACCAUGGUUCAGAACAUCAUUUACGAGAAGCUAGACUCCUCUGUGCCCAGACCUUCAUGUGUGCCGUCAGAGUACAACCCUUUAAGUGUUUUGACCAUUGAGAACGACGGGUCCAUUGCCUACAAGGAGUACGAGGAGAUGAUUGCUACCAAAUGCACUUGUCGAUAA